AUAUAAAUCUGGCAGUAUUUCACGGUGGAAUUUUCAACUGAUUAACAUGCAUCCCCUAAUUAAAAUACUGUACUCGAGCACCAUAGGAGCGAUUUGGCUCUGGCGAAAGUUUGUAUCCAUUGUUGUAUACAUUGGUUUCAAACCAGCCAAGGCAUAUAUUCAGAAGAUAUUCCGUAAUGCUGGAGUAGAAAUGAAUGGCAAGGCACCGCAUGAUUUGGUGGUUCACAAUGACUGGUUCUACCAUCGAUUUGCAUACGAUGGAACUUUGGGCUUUGCCGAAAGUUAUCUGAACGGAUGGUGGGACUGUAAACAGCUUGACGAGAUGUUUAGCAAACUUUUGAGGGGAGGUGUUUAUCUGAAACUGCCGCCAUGGGAGAAAUUUAUUCAUUACCUCAAUUUCGACGUUUUCAAUCUACAAACUGCAGCUCUUGACAGCGAAACCGCCGAUUUACAUUACAAUCAAGGAAACGAGGUCUUUAAAUCUUUCAUGGAUGCAAACAUGAUCUACACCUGUGGCUAUUGGAAAGACGCCAAAAAUUUGGACGAAGCUCAAAUACACAAAAUGGAUCUCAUCGGCCGAAAGCUUAAGCUCAAGCCGGGAAUGCGAGUUCUGGAUGUGGGAUGUGGCUGGGGUGGACUAUGUAAAUUCCUUGCCGAAAGAUUCGGCGUGCAAAUGACAGGGGUUACUAAUUCUAAGGAGGGAGUCAAAGAGGGUCGUCUUCGUUGUAAAGGCCUAAAUGUGGACAUUCGCUUACAAGACUACCGUCAAAUUAAUGAACAAUUUGAUCGCAUUGUCACAGUUGGCUUUUUUGAGCAUGUUGGACGAAAGAACCAUCGAUCAUUCAUCGAACUUGCACAUCGAUGUCUUUCCGAUGACGGCAUUUUUCUAAUACAAACGAUUGGUCUCGACCAUGAAGGCAGUCCUCCGGUUGAUUUAUUUAUGACCAAGUACUUUUUUCCCAGUUUCCAGCUGCCGGAUCAUAAAAAUAUACCGAAAGCUAUCGAUAACUUAUUUUGCAUUGAGGACUGGCAAAAUUUCGGACCAGAUUAUGACAGGACAUUAAUGGCCUGGCAUGAUAAUUUUGUCAAAAACUGGCACACCAUCAGCCAUAAAUUCGAAAAUCCAGAUUUCAUUUACCGCAUGUGGAAAUAUUUGUUUUGUCUAUGUGCAGGCGCUUUCCGGGCGCGUAGAGCACAACUAUGGCAAAUCGUAUUGACGAAAGGACUUAAAGGUGGAUACGUUUCCGUGCGUUAAGGUCAUAGAGUUAUACUGGAGAGGUUGCAUGGUGGCGCUGUCCAUCAAAGAAAACUAAACAAACAUAUGGGAAACCAGACAUGUUAAAAUAAUGACAGCGCCACCUUGACAUCUCUCGAGUGCAACUCUACGGUUAAGGUUAUGUUUCUAUGGAUGAAGUUUGCUGUUUCGUAUUGCCUUUUUGGAAGGAGUAUUCCAACAUAUGUGGCUCCGAAGUUUUCUGAAAUGU
Messenger RNA from Bradysia coprophila, 1484 nucleotides. Its product is annotated as cyclopropane-fatty-acyl-phospholipid synthase-like. The record is from RefSeq and is a predicted model, not a curated record. Lineage: Eukaryota; Metazoa; Arthropoda; Insecta; Diptera; Sciaridae. Gene Ontology annotation, biological process: lipid biosynthetic process.